GCGCGCGGUCGCCUAACGGUUUUUAGCAUUUUCCCCUCCACCUCGAUUCCCUGCUCGUGAGCUGGUGUCCGGCAUGUCCAGCAAUGGGGGCCUACCAUUUCGCUUUACCGACGAGCGUCACAUGAAGUUCGUGGAGCUCUACAGCCGUGAGCCGUGCCUGUGGAACCGUCGACCAUAUCUGUGGGGUGCUCGGAACGCCGCCUACAAGCGCAUACAGCUCGGCAUUAACGCCGAGACGGAACCCAAUGAAAACUCGAUAACAUUGCAGGGUGUCAAAAUGAAAAUCAAGAAUAUGCGCACUGGCUAUCAUCAGGAACUAAAGAAGAUCAGGGCUAAUCCAAGGUACACACCGAAAAUUCCUUGGUUUGCUCCGUUACACAAGUUUCUCGCACAGUUUCUGGACAAGAAAUCAGACGAGGAGGUGGUGCUGGUUCCUUCACCGCCCCUAAAGCGUCUGCAGAUCAAAUUGCCGCGCCUGAAGACAAUCAAGCUCCUGCCGCUGGAGUCCGAAGAGAAGCCCGAAAUCAAAAUGGAACUCGAGCCAAGCCAACAGGUGUUCAUACCAACCACAGCUCUGCCCCUCAUGCCCACGCUGACGCCACCCCCGCCGCUGCGCCUAAUCACACCACCAGCUCAACCGCCCUCGCCAGUCCCACCUCAAAUACUCGAAGUCACCUCACUGCCCACAGUGAACCCCACGUUAGUGGACCGACCGCGGGCGCUGCAAUCAACGGGCGAUGAUGAGUUUACAUAUUUCGGACUUAGCGUUGCGGCCCAACUGCGCAGCAUGCCCCUCUCGAAUGCGAUGAUCAUGCAGUCCAAGAUUCAGUAUAUGCUAUCGAUGGAGCGUCGUAGGAUUGGCGGUGACACGACCGAGGCGAACUUGUUUGCGUAAUUGGGCCAGGAAAUGGAGGAACUGAAUGAAUCUUAUAAAAGAUACAGCUUAAUGGUUCCGACUAUUAGGAAGAUAACUCAAACUAUGAAUGUACUUGAAGCUUUACAGGAAACAACAGAAAAAAUAUACGAAUAUCUUUACUCCUGCUUAUGUGUGAUUUAAAAAAUAUUAUUUAUAAAUUUCCUAAGAACGGCUAAGUGUGGAAGUUUUUAAUUAAGUGUAAUUUUAAAUAAUCUGAGACAAUGUGCAAAAAUCUUUUGAUAAA
This is a messenger RNA of Drosophila novamexicana, 1160 nucleotides long. RefSeq lists its product as uncharacterized. The transcript is spliced from 2 exons. Gene Ontology annotation, molecular function: DNA binding. Bases 74 to 895 code for a protein of 273 amino acids. The record is from RefSeq and is a predicted model, not a curated record. NCBI's taxonomy places the organism in Eukaryota, Metazoa, Arthropoda, Insecta, Diptera, Drosophilidae.